This is a messenger RNA of Seminavis robusta, 3849 nucleotides long. The record is from the annotation of a GenBank genome assembly. NCBI's taxonomy places the organism in Eukaryota, Bacillariophyta, Bacillariophyceae, Naviculales, Naviculaceae.
AUGGAUCCACAGACUGGACGAAAGCGAAGACUCGAAGAGGUGGAACAGGAUGCAAGUGAAGACGCUCCAAUCAAGUCGGUUUCAAAGGCGGGAAAGAGUGGCCAAGAGGACUUUGAAACUGCCACAGUGGAGACAAGAAACAGGGAUGAGGCGGAUCUCCUUUCGGCACUCUCGACAGGUUCUCCUGGAUUUCGUCUAGAGGCUAUUUUCUUGCCCAAGUUUGAAAACGAGAAUCGAAGCGAUCAGACCAUACGUCAAUCCAUGAUGGACUUGGUAGCAUCCGAUCAAGGCUACGCCGAAGUGACUCUGAAACAUUCGGGAUCGUUGCUGCUUUGGAGUGGCGGGCAGAGAUUCUACAGCAAAAAUUCUACCAACAAUCCAUUCACAUUUUCGGGAGAAAUUCUAUUGCGACAACACUUUUUUCGCGUCCAACAAGCCUUGAAGAAGAAGGAUGGUGAAGAUCAUAUCAUGUCUGAUGAUGAUGUCAAACCGGAGAGUGGUAACACAGAAUCACUGUUCCAUAAAUGUAGUGACUAUGUGGAACAGCAUCGAUUGACUCUAUCAUUUGAAGUUGUUACUACAGUGUUGGGAGACCAUGGAGCCACUCCUCAACGAGAUUACUUGAUCUUGACGGCAGUGGCAGAUAGAUCCAGGCUUGGUCAACACUUCUUCUCGACUCUGGAAUUGCUACAACUUGCUCAAAAAUUCUACUUGCCACACAACGAUGCUUGGGUAUUCUCUUCCAAGGAAUCUAUCCAAAAACUGUUUCAGUACUACGACCAGUCGCGGGAAACAGGCCUCGCCAGUACUGCCGUGGAGGCAUUGUCGCAAGCCGCCAACGCCAACAUUCAAAGCAUGUACCCUCAUGAAGUUUGUCACAGCAACAUACUCGAGGGAUUCGUCAUUCGCUAUGUCGCAUUUUCCGAAACCAAAGAGGAAUGCUUGGAGGCGUUGCAAAAGGUCGCGGAAACGUCCAGAAGGAUCCUACGACAGAUUCCAACGGAGUUUCCGUCCGGCUCAAUGACAGACAACAAUGACAAUGUACCCACCCGAGUCCUGAUGGUGGACUUGAGAGCGUUGCACACGAAGAAUGGACAGUCCGCCAAGAGAUUUGAGGAGGACUUAUGCAGUGUUCUGAGAGAGAGUGGUCCAAGAUCGAUCGUUAAGAACAUUACAUCUGACGCUCUGCAAAGUGCGCUUACCACUUACUGCAACAACUUACGGAAUGCACCAUCACCGAAACAGAACAUGGAAAGCAACGACAUUGCAAAGUUGAUUCAAACCUUGUCAACGUUUGGUAUGCGAAUCCAGUAUUCUGUUUUCUCAGAGUUGGAACCGACCACCAAUGCUGCUGACGAGUCUCAAUCGCGUCGUCGAUGGCUCUGCAUGAUUCACGUGUACCAAGAUCGGACCUUUCAAAAGUACAGAAAGGAACAAAAGAAGAACCCACAAGAGAUUGCAAUGGAUCUAUUUCGAGGCUUUUGUAUUGAGAUUUGUUCUCCAAUUACGAAACAAGAACCUAGCCAACAGAAACGGACCGACGCCACCGUGAGCGCAACAACAACACAAACAACUGCUGACAAUGAAAUCAAACGAGAUGCUGCCAACGAGCUGAUUCUAAAAAUGAAGUUCAUUCCCUACAUGGUCCGAACGUUUGGCUGUCGCAAUGGCAUUCGCUUCCUGAAACAAAGAAACACACAGGAAUUCAAGGAUUACGCCAGUGACUUGCUCACAGAUAAGUGGCAAGUGUCGUUGCCAACGAUCGAAAAGUGGCUCCCGUAUCUACAUUCAUGGGGUGACUACGUCCACGCCAACUUUUCCGGAAGCGAGUGGUCCUUGGGCACAACAUUGUCGUCGCCACGGCUCCAAGAAGAAAACUACCUACAACACCUGAUGCACUUUGAACAGGCCUACUACCACCAGCAACAACAAUCUUCGACAACGACUGGCGCGACACCGUCGAAGCAACAGGAACCAUCAGGCAAGAAAUUCAAGGGCCUGGUGGUUGUUCUAGCUGUUGAGGAUGAAAUCGCCACGAAAGCAGCCAAGUCGAUUGCAUCUGUUUGGUUGAAUGGCACUCAGCUGCUGGAAGGCGGCACUGACUCUAUCAGUCGUGAAAGCCUCCUAAGAUACUGCACAAGUAUCGGAGGUCGGGUCUGCUGGGGGACGUUGGCUGGUGAGAAGGCAAAAACGAUUCGUAAUCUGCCGGAAUCGGAAAAGAAGAAUGUUGCCUUGAUCCUAGUUGGCUGCAGCGACAAGGAGAUUGAAUCCCAUUUUGCGGCAGUGUCGACAGAUCAAAGAAAGUUCAAGGGAAUAAGCAAGUCGUGGCGGAAGACUCGAUGCGGAGUUGCAAUUGAAUUAGCAAGCUCCUUCCUUGGUUCUCCUGAGAACAACGAGGAGUCCAUCGCGGAGGCACGACGCAAGCUGUGGGACGUUUCCGACAGUAUUGGUGACGUGGAUGAGAGAAGCGGUCUUCUAGUUUUCUUUCCGGCGUCAGUUCCGGGCUGUGGCAAAUCAACCUUGCUGGCGCCUGACACUGUCAAGAAAUUGGAAGACACCGUUGCUGGCAUUGUGAAGUCACAGACCGGGAUGAAGACGAGGAAACUUGUUGUGAUGUCUGGUGACAAGCAGCAAAAGAAGGUAAAGUUUUGGCCUUCGGUCAUCCAACACCGACUUCAAGGUACCUCUGCUAUUACUCUGGCAGACAAGAAUGUUCCCAAACCUACAUGGGAUCAGGUCGCACAAAUUUGUGCCUCGACAAACGCGAGAGGAGUGCCUGUGAUCCCAGAUCGCCAUGGCGUUUUCGAGACAACUUGGGUAGAAGGUUCUCGGACACCAGAGCGACCGGACACGACGGUGGAUGCAAAGCACCACUACCCCUUUACUCUAGCCUAUCUCGCAGUUUGCUUGACUCGCAUCAUGGACCGAGAUGACGGAAGCCAUCCUGGGAAGCUUGACCCAAGCCAAAAACAUGCCUGCAUGGUCGUUGUCAAGUUCUUUGCCUUUUUCCGUGGUGUUGAAUCUGAUGACUUCGUAGACCGACUCAACCGGACGAUGGCCAAAGCAGGAGCCUUGAGUAGGCCCGUUACGGUUCCAUUCUUUGAUCGGCGAAAGUCAAUAGAGCUGCCACAGGAAAUGAAAGGUAUCCUGCUGGAAGCUCUGCAAGCCCAGUUUGGAUGGGAUUCCAAGCGAGCCGACGUGGAGAAAUCAAGUGGCAACGGGUAUAUUGAAGGAUUGGAGUCGAGACUACGUGCAGCUGUAGCGAAGAACCGAGACCUGUUGCACAGCUUAUGUGUUGAGCAGACAGUCUCUUGUCAACAGUUUGUCUCGCAGGUAUCCGCACGAUUGGUUGAUGUAGACGAAGCUGCACUAUCGUUUGUCAAGAUUGUGUCUAUUGAUGUCAGUCGGGACGCAAUAGACUCUGUCAUCCAGGAAAUACUCAGCUCCAACGACACAGCAGAAGGACCCAACUUCAAUGAUGGUGAAAAAGUGAGGAAUGUUCAUGUCACAAUGGCACACUACACUCAACUAACGCAAGAGCUUAUCAACCAGAACUUCCAGCCCUUAUUGGGCAAAGAUGUUGAGGUCUUCGUCACGGGAAUGUUGUGGAACGAACGGAUCGCAGCUCUAUCAGUCCGUGUAGCGGCAAAAUCGCUGGUUGGAGCUAGUAUGCCGGAACCAUUGAACUCCUUCCCGCAUAUUACAAUUUGGCACGGCAUCGGUGUACCGCCAUCAGAAUCAAACAAGCUCCCAACUCAUUUCGCCGCAGGAUUGGCUCAAAAGAAGUUACUAGAAAGGGAAAUCACCUUGAAGGGCUCACUUUCCUUUUGGGGCAUUGACCAGUCCUGA